AUGCUCUUCUCUCCGAAGGUCUUGGCCGCAACUGGCGUUUUGCUCUCCAUCGCUUCAAUCGGAGCAGCUCAUCCUGGCGAGGGCCAUGAGAAACGUAUGCAGGAGGCAGCGAAUGCUCGCAUGGUUGCAGCAGUCAAUGCUCGAGCUCUUGAGGCUUGCAACGCCCGGCCCGAAGUAAAAGCCAGGAAACAGCGAGCCAUUGCUCGCAGGGAGGGCACUUUCGACCGUCUGCGUCAGAAACGGGGCCUCAAGGAUGAAUCGUUCAUCCACCGACGAGACGAUGCUGCGUUUUCUAAAUGGGCGGCUGUAGACCACAACAAAACCGGUCUUCUCGAUUUCAACGAGAACACACCGGCAGAGGAGCUCUUCGGAUCUAACACUAGCUGCGUCCUUGCCCCAGACAACGCCAAUGGCCCGUACUUCGUCUAUCAGGAGCUCAUCCGACAGGAUGUGGCGGAAGAUCUCGAGGGAAUUCCUUUGCACCUUGAGUUUCAGUUCAUCGAUGUGAACACAUGCGAGCCGGCCGAUGUCUUGAUCGACAUCUGGUCGUGCAACAGCACCGGCCAGUAUAGUGGUGUUAGCGCCAAGGGUCAAGGCGGCCUUGACUCGACCUAUCUUCGGGGUGUCCAGCCUACAGAUGCUGAGGGUGUUGUGAGCUUUGAUACCUUGUUCCCAGGGCACUACUCAGGUCGCGCAUCGCAUCAGCAUAUUAUUGUGCACGUUGGAUCAAAGAUCCUUGACAAUGGAACGUACACUGGCGGCGUCGUAGCGCACCUGUCGCAGUUGUUCUUCGACCAGAAGCUCAUUGAUCUGAUUGAACAGUUGGCUCCUUACAACACCAACCAAAUUGCGCAGACAAAGAACCUGGAGGACGCGUUUGCCGGCUACGGUGCAACUGAGGAGUAUGAUCCGUUCGUUAACUACAUCGUUUUAGGGAGCGAUGUAUCUUCGGGACUGUUUGCUUGGGCCGAGCUUGGCCUCAACACCAGCUCCAAUUGGGACUUUUACGCUCCUUACGCAUCCAUCUGGCAGCCUGGUGGCGGUUCAGACAACCCGAACUUCAAUUUCUCUGUCGUUGGGACGCCGCCACCCACGCAUGGCUAG
Molecule: messenger RNA, 1104 nt
Organism: Neoarthrinium moseri
Lineage: Eukaryota; Fungi; Ascomycota; Sordariomycetes; Amphisphaeriales; Apiosporaceae
Exons: 4
Coding region: 1-1104 (367 amino acids)
Molecular function (GO): ferric iron binding; oxidoreductase activity, acting on single donors with incorporation of molecular oxygen, incorporation of two atoms of oxygen
Source: RefSeq, a predicted model, not a curated record